This is a messenger RNA of Leguminivora glycinivorella, 2841 nucleotides long. RefSeq names its product peroxisomal multifunctional enzyme type 2-like. The record is from RefSeq and is a predicted model, not a curated record. The transcript has 14 exons. The coding region runs from base 270 to 2441 and encodes 723 amino acids. Gene Ontology annotation, molecular function: oxidoreductase activity. NCBI's taxonomy places the organism in Eukaryota, Metazoa, Arthropoda, Insecta, Lepidoptera, Tortricidae.
GCGAGUUUCAGAAGCUUAUAAGGCAAAAAACAAAGAUUAUUCAAUAAUUGAAAUCGUUUAAUCUUAUCAAUAAAUAUCAAACAAGCGAAACAGGGAUUGUCCAACGUAGUGAACUUUGAAAAAGUACCUACUAUCAAAAUACAAAGUGUAGCCCGAGUAAAAACAAGUUUUUUAUGGACUUUGACUCCAGAUAGCAGUCAUACAGUGCGAAUUAUCGGGCGCUGUCGGUAAUAGUUAUUGUAUCAUUUCGCUUUCGUGAGCCGUGAAGGAUGGAGCAGCUUCGUUUCGACGGUCGUGUGGCGGUGGUGACCGGUGCCGGGAACGGUCUGGGCAAGGAGUAUGCGUUGCUGCUGGCAUCUCGCGGGGCGAAGGUGGUGGUGAAUGACCUGGGAGGCGCUCGGGACGGCGCCGGCAAGUCCGCUAACUUCGCCGACGAUGUCGUCAAACAGAUCAAGGACAAAGGGGGAGUGGCAGUUUCCGAUUACAACUCUGUGGUUGAAGGAGAGAAGAUCAUAAAGACAGCUAUUGAUAACUUUGGCCGCAUUGACAUCGUCAUCAACAACGCAGGCAUUCUCAGGGAUAGGAGUUUCAGCAAAAUAUCUGACCAGGACUGGGACCUCGUGCAUGCCGUCCACAUGAAGGGUGCCUUCAAGACCACGCAGGCAGCAUGGGAACUGUUCAAGAAGCAGAAGUUCGGACGCGUCAUCAUGACGUCCAGCAACGCUGGGUUGCUUGGCAACUUCGGCCAGGCUAACUACAGUGCCGCUAAGCUAGGUUUGGUUGGUCUGGCCAACACCCUGGCUAUUGAGGGAGACAAGUACAACAUCAAGGUGAACACAAUCGUGCCAACCGCCGCAUCCCGUCUUACUGAGGAUAUCCUGCCUCCCAGCAUGUUUGAGGCCAUGAAGCCGAACCUCAUAGCUCCUGUUGUGGCAUAUAUGGUGCACGAGUCCUUCAAUGAAACCGGUCUAAUUAUUGACUCCACUCUUGGCUUCGCCACCAAGACACAUCUGGUCAGAGCGGAAGGAGCUACCCUCAGAAAGAAGCCCACAGACCCUGUGACAAUAGAAUCCGUCAAAGACAACUGGGAGAAGGUUGUCGACAUGACCGGAGCCAAGAAUAUCUCCAAGAUCUCAGAAGUCACACUCAACUUGGUAGAAAAGUUGCAAGAUUUUGAAGAUCGCAGCAAAAUGGACGGCGAUCGUGAGUCUUACUGGACCACGUAUAGCUACAACGCCAAGGAUUUGGCUCUCUACGCCUUGGGAGUGGGCGCUUCAGUAGCGAACCCCACCGACCUGAAGUAUCUUUACGAGGGUCACGAGGACUUUGUAGCGCUGCCCACCUUCUUCGUGCUCGCUGGCAUGUGCAUGGAAUCGCCCAUCGUCAACCAGGCCAUGCAGAGCCUUGGGAAAUUCGCUGACUUCUCUAAUGUACUCCACGGCGAGCAGUAUAUCGAGUUUGUAGGAGACUUCCCAAGCACCGAAGGCACGUUUACCACCCGCGCCUACGUGGUCGAUGUACUGGACAAGGGCUCCAGCGCUGUGGCUCUCGUUAACAGCGAAAUAUACCAGGACAAAGAGCUAGUCUAUCGUACACAGCAGCACAUCUUCGUGCUGGGACAGGGCGGGUUCGGCGGGCCGCGCAGCAGCAAGGCGGCCACCGACGUGGUGGCGGCGCCCGGGCGCGCGCCCGACGCGGUGCUCGAGCAGAGGACUGCUGAGGACCAGGCGGCCUUGUACAGGCUUUCCGGUGACUUCAACCCGCUCCACAUCGACCCCAACAUGGCGGCCACGAUGGGCCAUCAGAAGCCCAUCCUUCACGGCCUGGCAUCUCUUGGCAUAUCGGCUAGACACGUGCUUGUCAAGUACGCGGGCAACAACCCGUCCAACGUGAAAGCACUGAAGGCGCGCUUCGUGAAGCCCGUAGUCCCUGGCCAGACCCUCGCUACAGAGAUGUGGCUGGACGGCAACCGCGUACACUUCCAAACUAAGGUGAAGGAGACCGGGAAUGUCGUCAUCGCAGGUGCCUACAUCGACUUGAAGAAAGUUGAAUCCGCCUCAGGCCCCGCGCCCGCCGCGGCCCCUCAGGCCUCCGGCGUAGCUCUGAAGAGCGACGCUCUAUUCGCCAAGAUCAUUGAGGAGGUCAAGAAGAACGCUGCCAAAGCCAAAUCCAUUGGUGGAGUGUUCCUUUACAAUAUCAUCGACAAUGGGAAGACCGUCAAACAGUGGACUCUGGACCUCAAGACGCCCGUAGUCUUCGAAGGUGCCCCGAAAGCCAAGCCCGACGUCACUAUGACCGUCUCUGACGACGACCUGAUCGCCAUCGCCGGCGGCUCCCUCAACCCACAAACCGCGUUCAUGAAGGGCAAACUAAAGAUCAGCGGCAAUAUCAUGAUGGCCCAAAAACUAGGCCCGCUUUUGAAAUCGGAAGCCAAAUUGUAAGUGAUAUUUUCGGCCAGUAAGCUAGUACUCGUAUUUAUUCGGCGCAAAUAUAAUCGGUGCAAUGUAGGGAUUUUGUGCUGUUAUUUUUUUUUACCAGAAGUGCCUGUUUCUAUUAAUAGUUAUUAUCAAAAAAAUUAAGCAAAUGUAUUUUUUUCUCGCAGAAUUUGGUUCAAUUAUAAAAAUGUAUACAACGUUAAAGCUUAUGAAGCAUUCCAGUAGUUUUAACGAUUAUGUUUUUAUUUAUAUCUUGGUAAAAGCAACCUGUUAUUCCUAAUGUAUUUGAUUUUAUAUAUUUUUAAUGGGCUAAGCAAUGUAAUAAGUACAGAAUAAGUAUAUUUCACAUUACUGUUAUGGAAUGGUGAUGGAUUUUAUCACAGUUGAAUAAAAAAAGUUUAUAUUA